Cutaneotrichosporon cavernicola is the source of this 1512-nucleotide messenger RNA. RefSeq lists its product as uncharacterized. Gene Ontology annotation, cellular component: CCR4-NOT core complex; P-body. The record is from RefSeq and is a predicted model, not a curated record. The coding region runs from base 1 to 1512 and encodes 503 amino acids. NCBI's taxonomy places the organism in Eukaryota, Fungi, Basidiomycota, Tremellomycetes, Trichosporonales, Trichosporonaceae. Gene Ontology annotation, biological process: nuclear-transcribed mRNA poly(A) tail shortening; regulation of DNA-templated transcription. The transcript has 7 exons.
AUGCCACCCCAACGUGGUUCACUACAGCCAACAUCAACACUCUUCACAUCCACAACAACAAUCAUCACAUCCCCCCUCUACAUCCAGCUCUACCACCCAAACACAAUGAAUCGAGCAGGAGGUUUGUUGGGACAACCACGGCAAUCUACGGUACCGCCAGGAUACCGCGCCGCGCAGCCGACUGCUGGCGGUGCCAAUGGCAUGUUCUACGGCGGGCCCGCGAUGCAGAACCGUGGGACUGGCCUCAUGGGGCAGGGCGCGCUCGGCGGCUUCCCCCCAUCCAGUGGCCUUGGACGCAGCGGACCACCAGGAAUUAGUGGACGAGGAGCGGAUCCAAACGACUUUCCCGCACUCGGAAGCCAUAACCAGCACGGCAACAACUCGACAUACGCGUCUCAAGCCCAGCCCAGCCAAGGCGGAUCAAGUCACCUGCAGCAGCAGAUGUACAACCUGCACAUCGGACAAGGACAGGGACAAAUGGACUCGAUGGCGCCUCCACCGCCGCCAGGUCUGUCUGGACCCACAAGCUCGUCAAACCAGCCGAAUGGUGCGGGAGAAGGGUUGCGAGACGACUUCCCCGCAUUGGGAGUGGGCGAGAAGGAGAGAAUGGCUGGUGUGCUUAAGAUUGGAGGAGGAUCAAACCAACCCAGCUCGCCACAGCAGUCACUCAACGGCCCCGGCUCGUCCCAUUCUGCAACCCCCGCAAACAUGGGCCAGGGGCCACCAUCCGCGACGGGAGAGUCGUGGACAAGGCAGUCACCAACGCGUACCGAUCCGCUACUGCGGCAGCAGGUCCAGCAUCCCGUUCAGCAGAUCUUGUCGUCGCCUGUCGACAAGUGGGGCCUCAAGGCGCUCCUGCACCAGAUCCGUCAACAUAUGGGCAAGGACGACCGCGGCAUGCUCAUGUUCGGCGAGGACCUCGUCGACCUAGGGGUUGAUGUGUCAAGCGCAGAACCUUUAUACCAGUCGUUUGUGACGCCAUGGGCUGAGCCGAGUCAAUCGCAGCAGCUGCAAAUCGAGGACAUGUUCGUCAUCCCGGGCUGCUACCACGUCGUGCCGCCACCAGUCGAGAGCAAGAUGUCCAAUUUCUCCGAGGAGACGCUCUUCUUCCAGUUCUACUCGGCACCGCAGGACAUGCUCCAGCUCAUGGCUGCCGAGGAGCUCUACAAUCGCGGCUGGCGCUUCAACAUGGAGGCGCGCGUCUGGAUGACCUCGCCUCUGCUCUCGCAGAUCGACAUGCACGGUGACCUGUCCCAGCACCCUCCGGUCGUGCGCGGCAACUUAACCGUCUUCGAACCGUCGUCCUUCACCAAGCGCGACACGCGCGAGCUCCCAGGCGGCGAGGAGUACCCCGUCGAGCUCGUCCAUUUGGAGGCGACGCGCCGCGCGUCCGAGAUUGCCACUGAACAGGCCAAGCCGCGCAAGGACUCUGUCCGGUCCCCCGAAGACAACAACUCGAGCCUGCUGGCCUCGAACACCCAGCACUUCCAGAACAUGGCGGUGGCGCACUAG